CACGUCCCAGUCCUCUCUGCCUACAGGGGGCGCUACUGACGCAAAUAAGCCUCAUAAAAGGGAAACAUUAUGGACGGGACCUAGGAGUAUAUAUAUAUGUAUAUUUUAUUUUUACUUUUUGGAGGAAAUGUGCUAGUUUCACUUCUAGUUCUGUGACUAAUAUCUCACGAAAGUGGCUCUGCUGUCGCGUUUUUUUGGCUGUUCAUGUACUUCACGCGACACUCCGCCACGAGCCUGAAGUAAAGCAAGGCAGGUCGGUUUGAGUCUUUUUACUCAGGUCUACAUGCUGUUUACGAGGGUUUGCAGCACAAGAAUGUCCACCACUCUCCCCCGCCAUGUUGUCUGGGAGUCAGAGCGCCUAGUGGCCUACCUUCACCCGCGGCCGUGGACGCCCGGCUCCGUGAUCUUGGAGCGCCGCGUGCCCGGAACGAUGGCGGGCAGCAUCUUUCACCUGGAGGAGGCAGAGUAUUUAUCCUGGAUGCUCGGGGCCAAGGCGGUGGCCCAACUGCUGUGCGACAAGCUCCGGGUGCACAGGUGUGCCCUGGUCACCAGACCCCACGUGGACAGAGCCGCUCAGGUGUCCACCCCCAUUACCAUUGUACUAAUUGGAAACCACUUAAUGAUACGUGUCCUCCCGUUGCACGGCCUUGAUGCAGGGUGGCGUCCUCACCAGGCAGGAGAGGAGGAGCACCACACCCACGAUCCAGGGUACUGCACCUCCAAGACGGCGCCUCGGUGGAGCGACGCCCGCCUGAAGGAAAUCCAGGGCAGGAUCCGCGCCAAGCUCCCAAACCCGGACGCACCACCCAACCUGACGUUCCUGGGCGACGAUCUGUCUCACCCUGGUCUCUUCCCGCGCAUCGUCCGGGGCGAGGAGCCGCAUUGGCGGCUGUGGGAGGACGAGGCACAUGUGUCUUUCCUCACCCCGUUCCCCAAUUUGCCCGGCUUCACCGUGCUCGUGCCGCGCCGUCCUCUGUCCUCCGACAUAUUCGGGCUAGGAGAGAGCGACUACGAGGGGCUGGUGCUGGCCGCCCGCAAGGUCUCUCAUCUCCUGGAGAAGGGUUUGGGGGCGUGGGGCGUGGGUCUCAUCUUCGAGGGCUUCGAGAUUGAUUACGCCCACGCCAAGUUGAUCCCGCUGCUGCAGCUGCCGUCUUCCGGGGAAGGAAAUCACAGCACGCCGCCGGCGCCUCACCAGUGCUUCCUCUCGUAUCCCGGUUAUGUCACCUCAGAGGAUGGACCCGCAGCGUCCUUGGAGAGUUUGGAGGAGAUGUAUGCCAAAAUGACCUUAAAGUAGAACUGUUAACAAUGAUGAAAUUGUCAUUAAAAUACAUUCUCACAACA
This is a messenger RNA of Phyllopteryx taeniolatus (common seadragon), 1341 nucleotides long. RefSeq lists its product as uncharacterized. Gene Ontology annotation, molecular function: catalytic activity. The coding region runs from base 284 to 1294 and encodes 336 amino acids. Lineage: Eukaryota; Metazoa; Chordata; Actinopteri; Syngnathiformes; Syngnathidae. The record is from RefSeq and is a predicted model, not a curated record. The transcript has 3 exons.